This is a messenger RNA of Asparagus officinalis (garden asparagus), 841 nucleotides long. RefSeq lists its product as uncharacterized. The record is from RefSeq and is a predicted model, not a curated record. Lineage: Eukaryota; Viridiplantae; Streptophyta; Magnoliopsida; Asparagales; Asparagaceae.
AAAUUCUUAUAAAACCCCUCUCACAUAGAGAGAGAACCUAAAGAUGGCUGGUCUGCAAAGGUCGAGUGAGACCUUCAGAAGAUCAGGCUCGUCGGGGUUAGUUUGGGAGGACAGAUUCCUGUCGGAAUAUGAAACAAACGAAGAAGCCGUCGAAGGCAGAAGGCGGGCGGCCUCGAGCUCCGCCACUCCCGCAGCACCGGCUCCCUGCACAUGCAGGGUGGCGGCGGACGCCACGGGCACAGGCACGGUCCACGUGUCGCCCGUGGUGGACCCUCCGUCGCCGAAGAUCUCCGGCUGCGGCUUCUGCGCGGUCUUCAGGAAGGCUGACAGCAUGGAGAGGAGGAGGACCAAGAGCAAGAGGACCGGUCAUCGCUAAUGUCUGAAGAGGAGGCUGAAUUAAUUGACGUGGUUAGUUUUUGCACUUUAGUCCUUUAAAGUUUCAGCCUGUUCCAUCGUCGAAAUCCUGAAGCUCUGUUUUGACAAAUUGAUACCGGAAAGCCCUAGCUUUUAAAUUUUUAUUUCUCGUUUACCUUUUAAUGUUGAUAUUAAUUUCUGAGAACAAAAUUAACAUCGAAUUUCUUACGCUCUGUGUAGAGAUAUCAAAUUGUCAAAAUUGAACUUCGGAGCGUUAUCGGUAUUAAAAAGGGUGAAACCUUGGAAAAUAAGAGUGCAAAUAAUUCUUUUUUCCUUUCCUUUGUGUGUGUGUGUGUGUUUUUUUUUUUUUUUUUAUUAACAUGAUUUGUGUUGUAACUAGACAUGUGGAACAGAGUUACGUAUUGUCCACAUAGAGCAAAUAUUUUUCUUUUUAUUCUUAGAAAAAUAUUGGUAAAUUUGUGUUCUA